ACUCGAGGCGUACGUGUUGUGAAAUUCUUUAGAGUUCCUCAUUCGUCACACAGAAUUUACCAGAUUGUACUACUCUUUCAAUUUAGUGUUGUGGAAAAUUUGACCUUACUGGGAAUUAAAUAUUGUUUUAGAAUAUAACAGACAUGGCGACGCAAUUCGAUAUGAAUACAUUCUUCAGAACGCUGAAUCAAAAAAUGGAGCCUCCACUUCAGACCCAUAUGAAAAAUGUGUAUUCUUGUGUAGCACUCUCCACUCUAGCUGCAGCUGUGGGCAGCUUUGUACACUUAUUCACUGGAAUUCUAUCGGGUGGAUUGUUAAGUUCUCUUGGAUCUGUGGGAUUCAUGAUUGCACUCAUGAGCACACCUGAUGAUGGCAAAAAUACCAAAAAGAGAUUGGGAUUUUUAUUGGCGUUUGCGUUUCUUUCUGGUCUUGGAUUGGGCCCCCUUCUUGAUGUUGUCAUUUCAAUAAAUCCUGCUAUUAUUCCUACCGCAUUUUUCAGUACAUGCUUGAUCUUUGCUUGCUUUACUUUUGCUUCAAUGUUCAGCAAUCAACGUCAGUUUAUUUACCUUGGAGGUUCUCUCAUGUCACUUCUUUCUGUGAUGAUGACAAUGGCUCUGCUUAAUAUUUUUAUGGGAUCUUACAUGUUGUUCAAGAUUCAAAUUUAUCUUGGAUUGUUGGUUAUGUGUGCCUUCAUUCUAUAUGAUACACAAGUAAUUCUGGAAAAACGCCGUAAUGGAGACAAGGAUUAUAUUUGGCAUUCCAUUUGUUUGUUCAUUGAUCUUGUCCAGAUAUUCCGUUACCUUCUUGUGAUUUUGGCUGAUAAGGAUAGUAAGAAGAAAAAGUAGUUGCAUCGUUCAGCGAGUCAAAAUUAAGUGGCUACAUUUUUUAGUUUUUGAAAAGUCAGAAUUGUGACUGUUAUGCAGAUUUCUUUUAAACUACAAAUUUAGCGUAAUAAAAUGCUUUUUUGUUUAAAUGUACUUUUUGUGUAUUUGUUGAACACUUUACUUACAAGUCUCAUGAUUUUAUGAACAUCUAUUUACAGUUUAUUUUUUGUGCAUGAAAUGAAAUACCUUUAUAAUUUCGAGUGUGUAAGAUAAUAUCUUGUUUAAUAUCAAUUAAAACAUUACUUUAUAAAUAUCUAUCACUUAAAAUGUGAUUGUUAAGUGUUUGAAGCUUGUAAAUUGAAACAAUUGUAAAUCCUCAUUGCUCAAUUUCAAAAAGGCUUCAUUAUUUCAUGCUUGCAUUACUUUGUGAGUGUUUCUUGUAUGAAUUUUCAAUAAAAUUUCUUUAUCUAUUUUAAAA
Messenger RNA from Uloborus diversus, 1302 nucleotides. RefSeq names its product probable Bax inhibitor 1. The coding region runs from base 144 to 845 and encodes 233 amino acids. Gene Ontology annotation, cellular component: mitochondrial membrane. The record is from RefSeq and is a predicted model, not a curated record. NCBI's taxonomy places the organism in Eukaryota, Metazoa, Arthropoda, Arachnida, Araneae, Uloboridae. Gene Ontology annotation, molecular function: enzyme binding. The transcript is spliced from 8 exons. Gene Ontology annotation, biological process: negative regulation of RNA splicing; negative regulation of apoptotic signaling pathway; cellular response to unfolded protein.